AAUGUGGAAAGUAAUUUAGUUUGAAGCGUACUAUCGUAGCGGCAAACGUCCGACAGUUACGUUACGAACUUUUCGUUUAUAUAAAUUAUUAUGUUUAUUUAAUCAAAAUAAUAUGGCUAAGAUAAUGAAAAAAGUUAUUUUGCUUAAUAAGGACCAAUUUACUAAACCGUUAUUUGUAUUUUUAGGAAAGUCUAUAUAUAAUGGAAUUCAUUCAGAUGUAGCUGUAAAAGAAAUCAAAAUACCAAUACCCGGGGGUUAUAUAGCAGGUAAACUAUGGGGUAACGAUCAGCAACAACCAAUACUUGCUUUACAUGGAUGGCAGGAUAACUGUGGCGUAUGGGACGCUUUAGCGCCUAUUGUCUGUGAUAAAAAGCCUAUACUGGCUAUCGAUUUACCUGGCCACGGUCUUUCAUCAUGGAUAGCACCAGGUGCCUUGCAAGACACCUGGGACGUUGUACAAUAUAUUACAGAGUUAAAGAAUUAUUUCAAAUGGGACAAGUUUUCUAUACUGGGUCACUCAUUAGGGUCGGUCGGAGCUCUACGAUAUGCCGGGUUGUACCCUAAAUACGUCGACUUUUUUAUAGCCAUUGAAAAUCUUGUAUACGAGGAUCAUGAUAUUGAUUUCUUUCUGAAAUAUCUUCCGAAGGAGUUAGAGAAAUGUCAAAUGAGUCAACAUGCUCUUAACAAAGACCCACCGGAAGGUACGAUGGAGGAUCUAACUUAUAAAUUAUAUACUGCGAUGAAUAAAUCUGUAUAUAAACAAAAUAUGCACUAUUUAACACAACGAGCUAUAAGGCCUUCUAAAAGGGACCCAACCAAAUUUUGUUAUACGAGAGAUAUCCGUUUAAAAUAUAUAUCCAUGAAGCCGCAAAAUACAGAGUUCCUAGAAAGGUUAUUUAGCCGUCUCUCGUGUCCGUUGUUGUAUAUUAAGGCAGCUAACUCGUCGUAUAAAUUAUCUGACGAACACUGUUUAAGGGUGAGAAGAAUCCUAGAAAAAAAUAACCCUAAUUACGAAAGCCACACUGUUGGAGGUAGCCAUCACGUUCAUGUAAAUAACCCAGAGAGACUGGCGCCGAUAAUCGUUGAUUUCUUCAGAAAACAUAAGAUUAUUCAGGAAUGAAUAUAUUUUAGGUUGUUAACUUAAUGUUAAGAAAUUAAAAUAUUUACAGCGAAAUGAUAGCGGUUUUGCGUUAAAAUUUACGAUGUUUGCACGUAAUGUCGUUAAAUUUUCGCAAUAAUAGAUAUUGAGUUAUAUACUAAAAAGAAAAUGUGUGAUUUUUAUUAUAAAUAUUUACUAUGAAGGUGGACCUAUGUAUUGUUAUAAGUUUAGUUUCAGAUGCCCUUUGGAUUACGUAGUAUACGUUACAAAAUUCAAUAUAUACUUGUGUUUUUAUAAAUAAUUAACUUAGCUAAUACCGACUUGCACAUGUAAAUGUUACAGGAAAUAAAAUCUAUACAUGUAAAUUUUAUUUUAUACGGAUGUUUUAUCUUCCAUCAUACGUUAAAAAAUCCUACAGUAAAU
Pieris brassicae (large cabbage white) is the source of this 1522-nucleotide messenger RNA. Its product is annotated as serine hydrolase-like protein. The coding region runs from base 113 to 1120 and encodes 335 amino acids. Lineage: Eukaryota; Metazoa; Arthropoda; Insecta; Lepidoptera; Pieridae. The record is from RefSeq and is a predicted model, not a curated record. The transcript is spliced from 3 exons.